Scomber scombrus (Atlantic mackerel) is the source of this 1173-nucleotide messenger RNA. RefSeq names its product E3 ubiquitin-protein ligase TRIM39-like. The transcript is spliced from 3 exons. Lineage: Eukaryota; Metazoa; Chordata; Actinopteri; Scombriformes; Scombridae. Gene Ontology annotation, molecular function: protein binding. The record is from RefSeq and is a predicted model, not a curated record. Bases 1 to 1173 code for a protein of 390 amino acids.
AUGUGUCUGGAGGUUCAGUUGGUGAUUGACAGGACCACCAUCUCUAGUACAGAGACUGAAGAAUGGGUAGAGUUUCUCAGUGAAGGAACAGUCAGUAAAGGCAUAAAGAAGAUCUGCAAUAUCUACGGAAGUGGAGUGUCCCUCCCAGCCCCCACAAAAAGAUUUCUGGCACCUGGCCAGCGCUUCUUAUCACCUUAUGACCUCAAGACCACUGACUCUGUCCUUCUCAAAAAUGAAUAUGAAAGAGUGAAGUCCAUGCUGGGGAAGAUGGAGGCUAAAAUAAAACUGAUGAUCCAGGAGAGACAGAUGAAGAACUCAGCCAAGCCCAGCAAGAAAUCUGCACACAAACAGAUUGCAGACAGUCUGCAGGUCUUUACUGAUUUGCAGCAGUCUGUAGAGAGAAGUCUGGCCAAUCUCAUUGACACAAUUGAGGAAAAGCAGAAAAAGUCACAGAAACAGGCCGAAGGAUUCAUCCAAGAGCUGGCGCAGGAAAUCUCUGAGCUGACUAAGAGAAGGACUGAGAUGGAGAAACUCUCAUGCACCAAAGACCACCUUGACUUACUAAAAGUCAGUGUCCCUCCCCCAUCAUAUAAGGAAAAUGUGAACACAGCUGUGGAAAAUGUCAUCAAAGAGAUGAAGACGCAGUUUGCAGUGGACGUGACUCUAGAUUCUGAUACAGCAAAUUCCAACCUCAUCUUGUCUGACGAUGGGAAUCAAAUAUACUGUGGUGAUACUGGGGUACAUCAAAACCUCCCAGACAAGCCAGAAAGAUUUAAACCUGCUAUCAAUGUCCUGGGAGAGCAGGGUUUUUCUUCAGGUAGAUUUUACUUUGAGGUUCAGGUUAAAGGGAAGACUGCCUGGGAUUUAGGUGUUGUCAAGGAGUCUGUCAUUAGGAAGGGAUCAAUCUCUGCAAAGCCUGACCAUGGCUACUGGACUAUAUGUUUGAGGAAUGGAGAUAAGUACAAAGUUUCUGCUGUCUCUCUUAGUGUAGCAUAUCAGCCAAAGAAAGUGGGCGUGUUUGUGGAUUAUGAGAACUGUUUAGUCUCCUUUUAUGACGUAGAUGCUGCAGAACAUAUCCACUGCUUUACUGAUUGUUCCUUCAAUGAGAAACUCUUCCCAUUCUUCAGUCCCGGUGUCCAUCAUGGUGGUACCACACUAAAAAACAAAGCUUGA